Dermochelys coriacea (leatherback sea turtle) is the source of this 1566-nucleotide messenger RNA. RefSeq names its product SEC22 homolog B, vesicle trafficking protein (gene SEC22B). The coding region runs from base 147 to 794 and encodes 215 amino acids. The transcript has 5 exons. Gene Ontology annotation, molecular function: SNAP receptor activity. The record is from RefSeq and is a predicted model, not a curated record. Gene Ontology annotation, biological process: endoplasmic reticulum to Golgi vesicle-mediated transport; vesicle fusion with Golgi apparatus; retrograde vesicle-mediated transport, Golgi to endoplasmic reticulum. Gene Ontology annotation, cellular component: ER to Golgi transport vesicle membrane; endoplasmic reticulum membrane; endoplasmic reticulum-Golgi intermediate compartment. NCBI's taxonomy places the organism in Eukaryota, Metazoa, Chordata, Testudines, Dermochelyidae.
GAAGUAACCCGGCAGUUCCAGCGGCGUGGCCCGGAUGCUGCGCGGCGUGUUUCCGGCCACCUCAGUAGUAGAGGCCAGUCAGAGGGGGCAGCAGGCGGGGCGGGCGCGGGGCCGGGCGGCGGCUCCCGGGUUGGAGCGGCGCAGACAUGGUGCUGCUGACUAUGAUCGCGCGGGUGGCGGACGGGCUCCCCCUGGCCGCCUCCAUGCAGGAGGAUGAGCAGUCAGGUCGGGACCUCCAGCAGUACCAGAGCCAAGCUAAACAGCUUUUCCGGAAGUUGAAUGAACAGUCGCCUACCAGAUGCACCCUAGAAGCAGGAUCCAUGGCUUUCCACUAUGUUAUUGAGAAAGGGGUGUGUUACCUGGUGUUGUGUGAGGCCACCUUCCCCAAGAAGCUGGCCUUUGCAUAUCUGGAGGAUUUGCAUUCCGAGUUCGAUGAACAGCAUGGAAAGAAGGUGCCGACGGUCUCCAGGCCUUAUUCCUUCAUUGAGUUUGACACUUACAUCCAGAAAACCAAAAAACUCUACAUCGACAGCCGGGCAAGAAGGAACCUAGGCUCCAUCAAUACAGAGUUACAGGAUGUGCAGAGAAUCAUGGUGGCCAACAUUGAAGAAGUCUUACAGCGAGGAGAGGCCCUCUCAGCUUUGGAUUCCAAGGCCAACAACUUGUCCAGUUUGUCCAAGAAGUACCGUCAGGAUGCAAAGUAUCUUAACAUGCGUUCCACCUAUGCCAAACUGGCAGCUGUAGCUGUGUUUUUUAUCAUGUUAAUAGUCUAUGUGAGGUUCUGGUGGCUGUGAGAUGUUGGCAGUCACUGGAGAGGGAGAUCCUGUAGCAUGGCAGGUGUACAUGUGCAGCACACUUUGUUCACAGGGAUGUGCAUUAGAAUCCACACAGGACUGUCACUUUUAAGAGUGUAUCUUGAAAAUGAUACCUGAGUACUACACUGCUUAGUGAAUCUUAAUCAUAGGUAUAAGUCUUCUUUGUGGACUAGAGGCUUUUCCUAUGAGGCACUAAACACUAGGGACUCUGUAGAGUGUGGCCUCCCAGUGUACUAAACUCAUUAACAAUGCUGUUUGAUGUGUCCUGGAGCAGUUAAUCAGUGAAGUUUAUCCUAAUCAGGUGGUACUGGCAACAGUCACUUCUUCCUCCCUUUUAAAGAAAUGGACUCUAAUGAACAUUCCUUGUAUCAGCAAUGUUUGCUUUUCUAGAAUCUGGGUCUGCAUUUGCUUUUUUAAAACAAGGCUCCCUUGUUUGAAGGCUGAUUCUGCACUGUACAUAUUGUAAUGGCUUUCACCCUUGUCAAACUAGCUAUUGUUGGGUUUUCAUUGUCUGACAUCUUUGCUUGUUAAAUUUUCAGUUGCUUUAGGAAUAAAUGGAUAUUAAAUUAUGCCUUAAAAUUACAUUAUAUUUAGUCUUAAGAGAGACAGUGAAAGGCUACUAUCACUGACUUCUACAAAAUUAAACUACUAGUUUGUAAAUUUUACUUUCCUGGUAGUUGUGUAUAAGAGCUUGUUUUAACGUGACUCGGAAGAGUCUGUUGGUGUAAUUAAAAAGGCACUGGCCCAGGCA